Messenger RNA from Spea bombifrons (plains spadefoot toad), 11328 nucleotides. RefSeq names its product WD repeat and FYVE domain containing 3 (gene WDFY3). NCBI's taxonomy places the organism in Eukaryota, Metazoa, Chordata, Amphibia, Anura, Pelobatidae. The coding region runs from base 672 to 11204 and encodes 3510 amino acids. The transcript is spliced from 66 exons. Gene Ontology annotation, molecular function: protein binding; metal ion binding. The record is from RefSeq and is a predicted model, not a curated record.
GAGGGAGGAGGAAUAAAGAUUAAAAAUGGCCACCAGCAGCUGCUGGAAACAGCAACAACUCCUGACUUUCCGGGAUGGUCGGACUGGCCUUGCCGGUCAGCAUUGAUGGAAGGAAAAGGCAUCAGAGAAAGCAAACCGCAGCAGCUGGCACCAUUGUCACUGUUGGGUGGCCACAGCAGUGUCAGUGACACCAGAUCACACAGAGAAAGGAGCUACAGACCAACACAGGAUACAACACAUAGACCACAGGCAAAUUUGCCUCAUUCACAGUCUUUCCUUUAUUCACUGUUCUUUCCUUGACAUCAGAUCUGACAUUUUGGAGGCUGGAUCGCCAAUAUUUUGUUUUGCCAUGACCACUGUAUGAUUAUUUCCUUUAAUUCUGGAUUACCUGGAGAAAACAAAGGGAUUGUUUAAAUGGUCAUGCCCGGAGCAGUCAUGGUACUGCAUUAAAGGAGGAGGGCAGCGUAUAAUGCAAAGUGAGGCAUAACAUAGCCGGCUUCAUACAGAUCUUUUCCUUUAUUCUUUGCUGCCUGCAAAACGUGACCUCUUCAAAGGAAGUACUGACAAGCUCGUUGUCAAAUUAUGAAGCUGCAAUAUUGGCUUGGAUAAGAGUGUGUUUGCUCUAGUCAUAUUAUUCAAGUGGCCUGGUUGUCUUUUAGGAUACCGUCACCAUGAAUAUGGUGAAGAGGAUCAUGGGCCGGCCACGGCAAGAGGAGUGCAGCCCGCAGGAUAACGCUCUGGGCCUGAUGCAUCUCCGGCGACUGUUCACGGAGCUCUGUCACCCGGCCCGACACAUGACACAGAAGGAACAGGAAGAGAAGCUUUAUAUGAUGCUGCCAGUCUUCAACCGGGUAUUUGGAAGUGCACCUCCUAGUACAAUGACAGAAAAGUUCUCAGACCUACUGCAGUUUACAACACAAGUUUCCCGAUUGAUGGUGACUGAGAUUCGCAGGAGAGCAUCUAAUAAAUCUACAGAGGCAGCUAGCCGGGCCAUUGUCCAGUUUUUGGAGAUUAAUCAGAGUGAAGAGACGAGCAGGGGCUGGAUGCUUCUCACGGUCAUUAACCUGCUGGCAUCUUCUGGGCAGAAAACAGUGGACUGCAUGACAACGAUGUCUGUGCCGUCCACGCUCAUUAAAUGCCUGUACCUGUUUUUUGACCUGCCGCACGUGCCUGAGGUUCCCGGCGGAGCAGAGAACGAGCUGCCUCUGACAGAACGCAGAACACUGCUUCAGAAAGUCUUUGUACAGAUACUGGUGAAGUUGUGCAACUACGUUUCUCCAGCAGAGGAGCUGGCUCAAAAAGAUGACCUUCAGCUCCUAUUCAGUGCAAUAACAUCCUGGUGUCCACCUUACAACCUUCCCUGGAGGAAAAGUGCAGGUGAAGUUUUAAUGACCAUAUCUCGACAUGGUCUUAGCCUGAACGUGGUGAAAUAUAUACAUGAAAAAGAAUGUCUGGCUACGUGUGUACAGAACAUGCAGCAAUCCAACGACUUGUCCCCACUGGAAAUUGUAGAGAUGUUUGCUGGCCUCUCCUGUUUUCUCAAGGACUCCAGUGAUGUCUCACAAACACUGCUGGACGAUUUCAGGACAUGUCAAGGAUAUGUAUUCCUCUCUGAUCUUUUACUGAGGCUAGAACAAGCAAAAGAGAAUGAAUCCAAAGAUGCACUGAAGGACUUGGUUAACCUAAUUACUUCUUUAACAACAUAUGGUGUCAAUGAACUGAAACCAGCUGGUUUAACAACGGGGGCACCUUUUCUGUUGCCAGGCUUCUCAGUCCCGCAGCCUACCGGAAAAGGCCUGAGUAUGAGGAACAUCCAAGCCUUCUCUGUACUUCAAAACUCAUUCCUAAAAGCAAAGACCAGCUACCUUGCCCAGAUCAUACUUGAUGCCAUUACAAAUAUCUACAUGUCGGACAAUGCAAACUACUUUAUACUGGAGUCGCAGCAUACACUGUCUCAGUUUGCCGAGAAAAUUACCAAGCUUCCGGAUGUGCAAGUGAAAUAUUUUGAGAUGCUGGAGUUUGUCGUCUUCAGCUUGAACUACAUCCCAUGCAAGGAGCUGAUCAGCGUCAGUAUCCUCUUAAAGUCCAACGCUUCCUUUGCUUGCAGCAUCAUAGCCACCAAAACUCUACUAAAGUUCAUACGUCACCAUCACAUAUUUAAAGAUGUCUUUAAAGAGGUUGGACUUCUAGAAGUGAUGGUUAACCUUUUGCACAAGUAUGCUGCUGUACUAAAAGACCCCGCACAAGCCUACAUCGAACAAGGAUGCACAACUGUAAUGCAGUCCACAGAGGACCAAAGGCAGCUUGCUCUUGUGGUUAUGGAGACAUUAACCGUUCUUCUUCAAGGAUCAAAUACAAAUGCAGGUGUGUUUAGGGAGUUUGGAGGUGCCAGAUGUGUGCACAACAUCGUCAAGUACCCUCAGUGUCGAGAACAUGCGCUUAUGGUAAUACAACAGUUAAUGUUGUCACAGAGUGGCGAUGACGACAUGGGGACCCUUUUAGGGUUGAUGCACUCUGCACCCCCUACAGAGCUACAACUCAAAACAGAUAUUCUACGGGCCCUUCUUGUAGUUCUAAGGGAAAGCCAUCGGACCAGGACGGUUUUCCGAAAAGUUGGAGGGUUUGUGUAUGUGACAUCUUUGCUGGUUGCUAUGGAGAAGUCUCUUAGUUGUCCACCAAGGAAUGGUUGGGAGAAGGUCAACCAAAAUCAAGUGUUUGAGCUUCUCCACACAGUUUUCUGUACACUCACCGCUGCCAUGCGCUACGAGCCCGCAAACUCUCACUUCUUCAAAACAGAGAUCCAAUAUGAAAAGUUGUCAGAUGCCAUCCGGCUACUUGGCUGCUUUUCCGAUUCAAGGAAAAUCAAACCGUCAAAUGUCUUGCCUUCCAACAACCAACCAUUUCAGAGACUCCUAGAAGAGGACCUUGUUCAGUUGGACUCUGUGUGCCCGGUGCUAAGGCACUGCUGCAAACUCUUUGUUUAUCUCUAUAAAGUAGCCACGGACUCAUUUGACAGUCGUGCAGAACAGAUUCCUCCUUGCUUGACAAAUGAGAAUUCUCUCCCUUCACCCUGGGGCACUCCAGCUCUGUCCAGGAAAAGACAUGUCUACCAUGCAGUGUCCUCCUUGUCCAUAAACCCUAUUAAAAAUAUCACUGACUUGAAAGUCCAAGUGGGAACCUCCACUAUGUCAAGUUCAGAUGCAGUCAUCAUACAUCCUGGUGCCAUGCUUUCUAUGCUAGACCUCCUGGCAUCGGUCGAUUCGGAUGCCCAACCAGAACAUGCCUUGGACCUGGAGCUGGCGGUAGCCAACAUCUUGCAGUCAUUGGUACACACAGAAAGAAACCAGCAGGUGAUGUGUGAAGCGGGGCUGCAUGCUCGUCUGCUGCACCGUUGCAGCGCCGCUCUGGCAGAUGAAGACCACUCCUUGCACCCUCCUCUUCAGCGGAUGUUUGAGAGGCUGGCAUCUCAGGCACUGGAGCCCAUGGUACUGAGAGAAUUCCUCCGCCUUGGCAACCCUUUGAAUUGUGCAGCGUGGGACAAGCGAUUAUUAAAGCAGUACAGAGUACACAAGCCCAGCUCCUUGAGUUAUGAGCCUGAAAUGAGAAGUAGCAUGAUCUUGUCAACGGAGGGUCUUGGCUCUGACAGUGUGUUUUGUGUUGGCGAGGAUAAACACUACAGGAUAAAUCGGAGCUUGGUCAAGUCAGCAGAAGGAUGUACUGUGCCCCUGACCCGGGUGAAGUGCCUGGUCUCCAUGACAACGCCACAUGACAUCCGGCUUCAUGGAUCAUCCGUCACUCCUGCUUUUGUUGAGUUUGACACAUCUUUGGAAGGCUUUGGGUCUUUAUUCUUGCCAAGCCUGGCUCCCCAUAAUGCACCAACUAGUAAUGCAGUCACCACAGGCCUCAUGGAUGGAGCUGUGGUUAGUGGCAUGGGAACAGGAGAACGCCUUUUUCCACCACCUUCUGGUUUAACAUAUUCCACCUGGUUCUGCAUUGAGCAUUUCAGUUCCCCUCCAAAUAAUCACCCUGUCAGACUUCUAACUAUAGUCCGAAGAGCGACCUCUUCAGAGCAACAUUAUGUAUGCCUGGCUGUUGUCCUCUCUGCUAAAGACAAGUCUCUAAUAGUGUCCACCAAGGAAGAGCUGCUUCAUAGUUAUGUUGAUGACUUCAGCGAGGAGUCCUCUUUCUACGAGAUCCUGCCAUGCUGUGCCCGCUUCCGCUGCAGUGAUCUUAUAAUGGAAGGGCAGUGGCACCAUCUGGUUCUGGUCAUGAGUAAAGGCAUGUUGAAGAACAGUACAGCAGCACUAUACCUGGAUGGCCAGCUCAUCAAUACAGUAAAGCUUCAUUAUGUGCACAGUAGCCCCGGAGGAUCUGGAUCUACUAAUCCACCAGUAGUUAGCACGGUCUAUGCUUAUGUUGGCACUCCGCCAGCUCAACGGCAGCUAUCCUCCCUGGUGUGGCGUCUGGGACCAACUCAUUUUCUGGAGGACGUUUUACCUGCUGCUAGUGUUGCUAUCAUAUAUGAACUGGGACCAAAUUAUGUGGGAAGCUUCCAAGCAGUUUCUUCACCGUGUAAAGAUUCCAAGUCUGAAUCAGGUAGUCCAUCUCUGGUGUCGCUCGUUCCUGAGGAGAAAGUUUCCUUUGGCCUGUACGCGCUUUCAGUAUCUUCGCUUACGGUAGCUAAAAUACGGAAGGUUUACAACAAGCUGGACAGCAAAGCCAUAGCAAAGCAGUUGUCUAUAUCUUCCCAUGAGAGUGCCACUCCUGUGAAACUGUUGCAUAAUUCAGCCGGACAUUUGAAUGGACCUGCUCGGACCAUAGGAGCAGCGCUGAUCGGGUAUUUAGGUGUAAGGACGUUUGUCCCAAAGCCUGUGGCUACCACCUUGCAAUACAUUGGUGGUGCUGCUGCCAUCUUGGGUUUAGUGGCUAUGGCAUCCGAUGUGGAAGGGCUUUAUGCAGCAGUAAAGGCGCUGGUUUGUGUGGUGAAGAGUAACCCAUUGGCCAGCAAAGAGAUGGAACGAAUUAAAGGCUACCAGCUGCUGGCAAUGCUACUAAAGAAGAAACGAGGUCUCCUGAACAGCCACAUUCUGCAUCUGACUUUUUCUUUGGUGGGAACGGUUGACAGCGGACAUGAAACCUCUAUUAUCCCAAACUCCACUGCUUUCCAGGAUCUGCUGUGUGACUUUGAGGUCUGGCUGCAUGCUCCAUAUGAGCUCCAUUUAUCGCUGUUUGAACACUUCAUUGAACUGCUGACAGAAUCAAGUGAGGCAGCAAAGAAUGCUAAACUGAUGAGAGAGUUCCAGCUAAUUCCCAAGCUCCUGAUGACCUUACGAGACACGUCUCUGUCUCAGCCAACCAUCGCUGCCAUUAGUAAUGUGCUUAGCUUCCUACUGCAAGGAUUUCCCAACCCCAAUGACCUGCUCAGGUUUGGUCAGUUCAUCUCGUCAACGCUGCCAACAUUCGCUGUGUGCGAGAAAUUUGUAAUUAUGGAAGUUAACAAUGAAGAGAAACAUGAGCCAGGAAUUGAGGAUGAUUUUGGAGGACUGGUUUCUGCUAACCUUAUACUUCUAAGAAACAGGCUAUUGGACAUGCUGCUUAAACUGCUGUAUACUAACAAGGAAAAGACCACAGUAAACCUACAAGCCUGUGAAGAGCUGGUAAAGACCCUCGGCUUUGAUUGGGUGAUAAUGUUCAUGGAGGAACACUUGCAUUCGACCACCGUCACAGCCUCUAUGAGGAUUCUUGUGGUGCUGCUCAGCAACCUGCCUAUACUCAUGAAGUUCAAGGAAGGCGUGAGCGGUGGGGGCUGGCUCGACCAAACCGAUUCUGUCCUGACCAAUAAGAUUGGAACAGUGCUAGGAUUUAAUGUAGGAAGGAGUGCCGGUGGCAGGUCAACACUCAGGGAGAUUAACCGUGAUGCCUGUCACUUCCCUGGCUUCUCUGUUCUCCAGUCUCUUCUCCCCAAGCACACCAACGUCCCUGCGCUUUACUUUCUGCUUAUGGCGCUUUUCCUGCAACAGCCCGUUACCGAGCUGCCUGAGAACUUGCAGGUCAGUGCACCUGUCACCAGCAACCGAAGUAACCGAGCUUGCCAGUUUGAUUUGGACUCCAUCUGGACCUUUAUCUUUGGAGUUCCUGCAUCCAGUGGAAAUGUGUUCUCCUCCAUACACAAUGUUUGCACAGAAGCUGCCUUCCUUCUCCUGGGAAUGUUGAGGACCAUGCUUAAUUCUCCUUGGCAAUCCGAGGAAGAGGGUUCCUGGCUCCGGGAGUACCCAGUCACCUUGAUGCAGUUCUUUCGGUACCUGUACCAUAAUGUACCAGAUCUUGCGCCUAUGUGGAUCAGCCCAGAGUUCCUUUGUGCGCUGGCAGCCACAGUGUUCCCUUUCAACAUCCGACCAUACUCUGAAAUGGUCACAGACCUUGAUGAUGAAGUUGGAUCCCCAGCUGAAGAAUUUAAGGCUUUCACUUCAGACUCGGGCAUGAACAGAAGCCAAUCAGAAUAUUGCAAUGUGGGCUUCAAAACCUACCUAACUAACCACCCUGCAAAGAAAUUUGUGUUUGACUUCAUGCGUGUCCUUGUGAUCGAAAAUCUAUGCAUGACUCCCGCCAGCAAGCAAACGCCAUUGAUAGACUUGCUGCUAGAGGCUUCUCCUGAAAGAUCCACAAGGACCCAACAAAAGGAGUUCCAGACUUGCAUAUUAGAUAGCGUGAUGGACCAUCUGCUGGCCACCGAUGUUCUGCUAGGUGAAGAUGCCUCUUUACCAAUCACUACAGGUGGAAACUACCAGGUGUUGGUGAACAACGUGUUUUAUUUCACCCAAAGGCUGGUGGAUAAGCUUUGGCAAGGGAUGUUCAACAAGGAUUCCAAGCUUGUGGUAGAGUGCAUCAUCCAGUUACUAUCGCAGUCGAAACGGCGCUCUCAAGGCUUGUCUCUCGAAGUGAUUUAUAGUUGUUUGAAUCGCACCAUAUUGUACCAGCUCUCCAGAGCCCACAAAACAGUACCUCAACAAGUGGCUCUUCUUGAUUCUCUGAGAGUCCUCACUGUGAAUAGGAACCUGAUUCUUGGACCUGGGAACCACGACCAGGAUUUUAUUGCCUGCUUAGCUCACUGCUUGAUUAACCUCCACAUGGGAAGUAACCCUGAUGGCUUUGGACUGGAAGCAGAAGCCAGGAUGACCACUUGGCAUAUUAUGAUGCCGUCUGAUAUUGAGCCAGAGGGCAUCUAUCAGGAUGUCAGUGAAGGUCGCCAGCUCUUGUUGAAAGCUGUCAGUCGCGUGUGGAUAGAGCUGAUUCACAGUAAGAAGCAAGUUUUGGAGGAUUUAUUUAAAGUGGCUUUUCCGGUGAACGACAGAGGCCAUGUGGAUAUCACCGUUGUACGCCCCUUGAUUGAGGAAGCAACACUACGGUGUUGGCAGAAUCAUCUCGCUUACGAGAAGAAGUGCAUCAGUAAAGGAGAAGCCCUGGUCCCAACCUCCCAGUCCAAGCUGUCUCGUGUUAGCAGUGGCUUUGGUCUUUCUAAGUUAACGGGUGCGCGAAGAAACCGGAAGGAGAGCGGACUUAACAAACACAACCUCUCUACACAGGAAAUCUCGCAGUGGAUCUUUACACACAUAGCUGUUGUGCGGGACCUGGUAGAUAUGCAGUAUAAAGAAUACCAAGAGAGACAGCAGAAUGCUCUAAAGUAUGUGACAGAGGAAUGGAACCAGAUCGAAUAUGAGCUGCUCCGGGAGAGAGGGCUUUGGGGUCCUCCCAUUGGCUCCCACUUGGAUAAGUGGAUGCUGGAAAUGACUGAAGGGCCGUGUAGAAUGAGAAAGAAGGUUGUGAGAAACGACAUGUUUUACAUCCACUAUCCUUACAUCCCCGAAGCGGAGCACGACACAAACACAAUGAGACCAGCUCGUUACCGUCGUGCAGUCAGCUAUGAUAGUAAGGACUACUACAUGCGCCUGAUGCCGGGGAACCCAGCAGUGUUUCAGGAUACGGUAGAAGAAAACUCUGAGGGUGAAGCAGCUCAGCAUGAGCCAGAGCAUGGAGAAGACACCAUUGCUAGAGUCAAAGGUCUGGUAAAAGCACCUCUAAAGCGAUCACGAUCAGCUCCUGAUGGAGGGGAAGAUGAAAGCCAAGAGCUUCUACAGGAUCAGCUGUCCGAAGGUUCUUCCAUGGAUGAAGAAGAGAAAAUGGACAGCACAACCCUGCUGAGGCUGCUUGAGGAGGGAGAAAAGAUUCAACACAUGUAUCGCUGUGCCAGAGUUCAGGGUUUGGACACUGGUGAAGGCCUUCUCCUCUUUGGAAAAGAACAUUUUUACGUGGUGGAUGGAUUUACAAUGACAGCCAACAGGGAGAUCCGGGACAUUGAAACAUUGCCAGUAAAUAUGCAUGAACCAAUCAUUCCAAGAGGAGCCAGACAGGGUCCCAGUCAGCUAAAGAGGACUUGCAGCAUUUUUGCCUAUGAAGAUAUCAAAGAAGUCCAUAAACGACGAUAUUUGUUACAGCCUAUUGCUGUAGAAGUAUUUUCUGCGGAUGGACGGAAUUAUUUAUUGGCUUUUCAAAAAGGAGUCAGAAACAAGGUCUACCAAAGGUUUUUGGCUGUUGUUCCAUCUUUAACAGAUAGCUCAGAAUCAGUUUCUGGACAGCGUCCAAAUACCAGUGUUGAGCAAGGUUCUGGAUUGCUUAGCACACUGGUUGGAGAAAGGUCUGUGACGCAGAGAUGGGAGAGGGGAGAAAUCAGCAAUUUCCAGUAUUUGAUGCACUUAAACACUCUGGCAGGCAGAUCGUACAAUGAUCUCAUGCAGUACCCCGUCUUUCCAUGGAUCCUGGCAGAUUACGACUCUGAGGAACUGGAUCUGACCAGUCCCAAAACAUUUAGAAACUUGGCCAAACCAAUGGGAGCACAAACAGAUGACAGACUUGGCCAAUACAAGAAGCGUUACAAAGACUGGGAAGAUCCCAAUGGUGAAACACCUGCCUAUCAUUAUGGAACCCAUUAUUCCUCUGCAAUGAUUGUUGCCUCCUACUUAGUCCGAAUGGAACCAUUCACACAGAUUUUUCUGCGGCUUCAGGGCGGCCAUUUUGACCUUGCUGACAGAAUGUUUCACAGUGUGCGUGAGGCAUGGUACUCGGCAUCGAAACACAACAUGGCUGAUGUGAAGGAACUGAUCCCGGAGUUCUUUUAUCUCCCUGAAUUCUUGCUAAACUCCAACAAUUUUGAUCUUGGUGCUAAGCAAAACGGAACUAAGCUGGGUGAAGUCAUUCUUCCUCCCUGGGCUAAAGGAGACCCACGAGAGUUUAUCCGUGUACACAGAGAGGCUCUUGAAUGCGACUAUGUCAGCGCUCAUCUGCACGAGUGGAUUGAUCUCAUUUUUGGAUACAAGCAACAGGGUCCAGCUGCAGUAGAAGCGGUCAAUGUCUUCCAUCAUCUCUUCUACGAAGGUCAAGUGGACAUCUACAAUAUAAAUGACCCAUUAAAAGAGACUGCUACCAUAGGCUUCAUAAACAACUUUGGGCAAAUACCCAAGCAGUUAUUUAAGAAACCCCACCCGCCAAAACGUGUCAGAAGUCGGAACAACGGAGAGAUGGCAUCAGUUUCCAUGGCAGUGGCGUCUGCAUCUGACAAGAUAUUUUUCCAUCAUUUGGACAAUCUAAGGCCUUCCCUGACUCCUGUCAAAGAAUUGAAAGAACAAGUGGGUCAAAUCGUUUGCACAGAUAAAGGCAUUCUGGCUGUAGAACACAACAAGGUUCUUAUCCCACCAGCCUGGAACAAAACAUUUGCCUGGGGAUAUGCAGAUCUCAGCUGUAGACUCGGAACCUAUGAAUCCGACAAGGCUGUUGUCGUUUAUGAGUGCUUGUCUGAAUGGGGACAAAUUAUGUGUGCCAUUUGCCCAAAUCCUAAACUGGUUAUCACAGGAGGCACUAGUACAGUGGUCUGUGUGUGGGAAAUAGGAAUGUCAAAGGAGAGGGCGAAAUCGCUCACACUGAAACAGGCCUUGAUUGGACAUACGGAUACGGUGACCUGUUUGACUGCAUCGCUAGCCUAUCACAUUGUGGUGAGUGGAUCCCGUGAUCGCACCUGCAUCAUCUGGGAUCUGAACAAGCUCUCAUUUGUGACACAGUUACGUGGACAUAGAGCUCCGGUGUCUGCUCUCAGCAUCAAUGAGCUAACGGGUGAUAUAGUGUCCUGUGCUGGCACCUAUAUCCACGUCUGGAGCAUCAAUGGCAACCCUAUUGUGAGCGUGAACACAUUUACAGGGAGAAGUCAACAGAUCCUGUGCUGCUGCUUGUCGGAAAUGAACGAGUGGGACACCCAGAACGUCUUUGUCACGGGACACUCAGAUGGAGUUGUCCGCUUCUGGAGAAUGGAGUUUUUACAAGUGCCAGAAACACCCGCUCCAGCUCCAUCAGAUACUCUGGAGAUCACAGAUGACUGUGCAGAAGCACAUUUAGGGCACGAAGCCCAGGAUGAUGACAGCAGUGACUCUGACGUGGAAGAUCAAAGUGCCAUACAGGACACUAGGACAAAGGACAACCAACAGCAACCCAGCAGUGUUGGCCACAGGGCAAGAGCAUCUUCUGCCAGGGCUGGCCUGUCAGCCUGGUCAGGAGACAGUGGCUCGGAUGAGUCCAGACGCUGGUCAGAUCAGCUCAGUUUGGAUGAAAAAGAUGGCUUCAUCUUUGUAAACUAUUCAGAGGGUCAGUGUAAGAUGCAGUUCCCGCACAUCCAGAGUGCUAUGCAAGCCAACCAGUCCGAGUCAAAGCACUACAACAAACUCAAGUCAGGCUACAGAUGGGAAAGGCAGUUGGUAUUCAGAAGCAAGCUUACUAUGCACACAGCGUUUGAUCGGAAGGAUAAUGCCCACCCCGCUGAAAUCACUGCUCUAGGCAUCUCCAAAGAUCACAGCAGGAUAUUGGUAGGAGACAGCAGAGGUAGAGUGUUUAGCUGGUCUGUAAGUGACCAACCUGGGCGAUCAGCUGCUGACCACUGGGUGAAAGAUGAAGGGAUGGACAGCUGUUCAGGAUGUGCCGUGCGGUUUUCCCUGACCGAGAGACGUCAUCAUUGCCGAAAUUGUGGGCAACUUUUUUGCCAAAAGUGCAGUCGAUUCCAGUCAGAAAUUAAGCGACUGAAAAUAUCUUCUCCGGUGCGAGUGUGCCAGAACUGUUAUUACAAUUUACAGCAUGAGCGUGGCUCUGAGGACACAUCAAGGAAUUAAGAUUUUCUAAGAUUUAGAACUUCCAAAAAAAUGUGUGUUAUAAUAGAAUCGAUAUUCCCAGGAUGACAGGAAACUGUGUGGCUUUCAUGGGGAAUUAAACAGAACACAAAACCAAGAAAACAAA